This is a messenger RNA of Zasmidium cellare ATCC 36951, 1302 nucleotides long. RefSeq lists its product as uncharacterized. NCBI's taxonomy places the organism in Eukaryota, Fungi, Ascomycota, Dothideomycetes, Mycosphaerellales, Mycosphaerellaceae. The transcript has 2 exons. The record is from RefSeq and is a predicted model, not a curated record. Bases 1 to 1302 code for a protein of 433 amino acids.
AUGGCGUCAGGAGUACUUGAAGUCCAUGACGCAAAGCAACCGCCUCCACGAGACACGUUCUCUACCAUACCUAUGGCAACAAGCAGCACGAAAUCCACGAGCAAUGGUCGAAAGCGAAAGCCAUCAGAUCAGGACGAAGUUGCAGGUGAUGGUAAUGGCGAGCAGAUUGCGACCAAACGAGUGAGGAAACUGGUACCUUUCAACCCAGAUGGAGUCUUCGCUUCACUAGUCGGCGUCUACGACGUCUUCAAACGGGAGCCCAUCUCGGCGGCAUAUCUGGGCUUCAGCGACAUUGGCGACCUGCGCAGAUUCGUUGCAUCUCACGUCUUUCUGGAGCACUUCCUUCGAUACAAGACCGAGGACAACUGGUCCAACAGCCUGUUCGCUGAUAGUGCGUUCGAUGAGAUCAAAGAGUCCUUCCUCAAUCCAGCAGCAGAUGCGAGCAAGUACCCAGUGAAAAUGCAGGAUAGGCCCGGCGCAGCAUUCAAACUCCAUCCAAAAGGGCAGAUACCUGGGUGGACUGGCACGCAGUCUGGAAAGAAAGGGUCGCACAAGCGGGCUUUGCCGAGGACCACUUCGUUGGCAUACAUCCUGAUCUUGAUGGUGGAGGAUCUCGACGCGAAGGCCGACUUUUUGGUGAAUCCAGAAACACAGGAGAGUAUGGUCGCGAAGCUCAACAAGGCGCUGCCUCAUGUGGUGUCGACUCCACAUAUCACGGAGAUGCCCAUCAAGUACCCAAAGCUUAAGACUGCUUUCGUGGAGUCAGAGCUGGAACCGUACAGCCGAGCGAUGGUCUUGCUUCGGUACGCUCAAUAUGCGUACAACAAGACCAAUUGGAAGCGCAUGAGCAAGAUGGAGCUUAGGUUCUGUCAAAGCGUCACCGUCGCUGACAUACCGCACUGGAUGCAGCCCCAUCCAGUGACGACGGCGCGUGCUGACCAUGUGGACAACGGAAUGCGACAAGGCGAGGCCAGGCCAGUCACACAGAGUUUACCAUCAGGGCAGCCGAUUCGCCACAGACAAGUCAUCGAUCUCACUACCACGCCUGAACCUCACGAAAUGGGCAUCCCUCUGAAACGAGAAUCACCAGAUCUUGAGGAGAGACCCGAGCCCAAUCUACGGGUGGUAGAUGAUAGGACUACGUGCGACCUCAAUUCAGCGGAACGAGGCGUCUCUGGGAACGGGAAAGGCAAGGGUGUGGAAGACGACGCGGUGCUUCAGUCUCAGCUGGAAGAGGCAAAGCUGAGGCUCGAGAUUGUACUACUAGAGCGAAAGAUGGCGGCCAGGAAAAAGGAGAAUUAA